Dendrobium catenatum is the source of this 1178-nucleotide messenger RNA. Its product is annotated as urease accessory protein G. Bases 106 to 933 code for a protein of 275 amino acids. The record is from RefSeq and is a predicted model, not a curated record. The transcript has 7 exons. Gene Ontology annotation, molecular function: nickel cation binding; GTPase activity. Lineage: Eukaryota; Viridiplantae; Streptophyta; Magnoliopsida; Asparagales; Orchidaceae.
UUAAAUAAAGACUGUGAUAAAAUAUUUCUGGUCGGGAGGGCUCCGAUGGUCAGCUCCAUUCGCCAUAUUUCACUCAACUUCUUCCUCCGACAGAUCUCCUAACACAUGGAACCCGAAGCUGAUCACCACCAUCACCACGGCGAUCACAACCAUACUCACGACGGACGGCAUGAAGACGGCUCGUCGUCCUGGGUGGGGCCGGACGGUAGGAUUUACCACUCGCACGAUGGGCUUGCACCCCAUUCUCACGAGCCGAUUGAUUCACCUGGUCUCUUCGGUGCUCGCGCGCCGCCGCUGGGCACCAGAGACUUCAGAGAGCGCGCGUUCACCGUCGGCAUUGGUGGCCCUGUCGGCACUGGUAAAACGGCUUUAAUGUUAGCACUAUGCCAGCAUCUCCGUGAUAAGUACAGUCUUGCAGCAGUGACAAAUGACAUAUUCACUAAAGAGGACGGAGAGUUCUUAGUGAAGAAUGGAGCACUUCCUGAGGAGAGGAUUCGUGCUGUUGAGACGGGAGGCUGUCCGCAUGCAGCUAUACGUGAGGAUAUAAGCAUUAAUCUGGGCCCACUGGAGGAGCUGUCCAACUUAUAUAAAGCAGACCUCCUACUCUGUGAAUCAGGGGGAGAUAAUUUGGCCGCUAAUUUCAGCAGAGAAUUAGCAGAUUAUAUCAUAUAUAUAAUUGAUGUUUCUGGUGGUGAUAAAAUACCUAGAAAAGGUGGCCCUGGAAUAACCCAAGCAGAUCUUUUGGUUAUAAACAAGACUGACCUUGCACUAGCAGUGGGGGCUGACUUGGCUGUUAUGGAACGAGAUGCACUUCGAAUGCGGGAUGGAGGCCCUCUUGUGUUUGCUCAGGUGAAACAUGGAGUUGGAGUAGGGGAGAUUGUGAGCCAUAUAAUAGGAGCAUGGGAGCAAUCAACAGGGAGGAAGCGUCAUUAAUAUGAAUAUCAGAACAAGGUCAUAAGCCAUAAUCAUGCUUGUUCACAAUUUGCUGCAUUUCUGCUUAGUCAUGUAGUUUUUCAUUGAUGACUGCAUGCACAUUGUACCAAUAAAACUUCAAUGAGUGUUUAGGUUGUUUCUGAUACUGAUGGAUAGAUCCUAUGUUAUGAUAUAUUGCACUAAUUACUGCUACUGAGAAGUUAUUUGGAGUACGAGCUUAUUUCAAAAACUAAAAAUUUUACUGA